CCGAGCCUGCACUCACUUCUUUCCUUUUUCUGAAUUUGAACCGUCGGACCCACCGUCUAGCAGUCCACUCGUGAGGCCUGGGGCGAUGGACCCGUUCACUGAGAAGUUGCUAGAACGAACACGUGCCAGACGAGAGAAUCUUCAGAGAAAAAUGGCUGAGAGGCCUACGGCAGCAGCAAGGUCUGCACCGCAUGCGAAGCGAGGCAGAGAACCACUUUCAGAAGCAAGUAAUCAGCAACAGCCCCUAUCAGGGGGCGAAGAAAAGUCUUGUACAAAACCAUCACCAUCAAAAAAACGUUGUUCUGACAAAAUUGAAGUGGAAGCUCCGGACUUAGAAAAUAAAGAGCCUGCCGAUGCUCCACAGCCUUAUUCUCCAAGGCCUGCACCCCGACAGACGAAGCCCCCAGCACCAGCCCCUGCCAGUGAUUCUGUGGCUGCCCCAGCACCACCACUCCUCAGCCUGGGCAGAGGGCUGAACUCAAGACCAGAAGCAUCUACAGCCUCCUCAGUUAAAACUCGAAUGCAAAAGCUAGCUGAGCAGCGGCGCCGUUGGGAUAGUGACGUCACAGAUGAUGUAUCAGGAAGCUCAUGCUUCUCACCAGUGCCAUCUGAGGAAAAGGCUGCCUCACCUUCCAAGCCACCCGUUUCAAAUGCCUUAGCUACCCCAGUUGGGAGAAGGGGCCGUCUAGCCAACCUUGCUGCAACGAUUUGCUCCUGGGAAGAUGAUGUAAGCCACUCAUCUGCAAAGCAAAAUAGUGUACAAGAACAGCCUGGUACCACUUGUUUAUCCAAAUCUUCCUCUGCAAGUGGAGCAUCUGCUAGUAUCAAUAGUAGCAGUGUUCAGCAGGAAGCCACAUACUGUUCUCAAAGGGAUGGCAAUGCCUCUGUCAGGAAAGACCCAUCUUCAAAUGCUGCUGAUGGAUCUUUGCUUAAAGCCUCAGUGUCCAGCUCUGUGAAAGCAUCUUCCCCUGUGAAAUCUGCUACAUUCAUCACUAAAAACUGUGAGGUACAAAAUCCUGAGCUACUUCACAAAACUGUUAGUCCUCUGAAAACAGAGUCAUUGAAACCAUGUGAGAAGCCAACUUUAUCCCAGGCAGUUCAGCCCAAAGAGGAAGCUAACAGAGAAGUUUGUCUACCGUCACAGUCCCAGGACAAACUUGCAACACCAGGAGGAAAAGGAAUUAAGCCUUUCCUGGAACGCUUUGGAGAGCGUUGUCAAGAACACAGUAAAGAAAGUCCAACUUAUAGAGCAUCUCAUAGAACCCCAAAUAUCACUCCAAAUACAAAAGCCAUCCAGGAAAGAUUAUUCAAGCAAAAUACAUGCUCAUCCACUACCCACUUAGCACAGCAGCUCAAACAGGAACGUGAAAAAGAAUUGGCAUGUCUUCGUGGUCGAUUUGACAAAGGCAAUUUAUGGAGUGCAGAAAAGGAUGAAAAGUCAAGAAGCAAACAGCUAGAAACCAAACAGGAAGUUCACUGUCAGAGCACUCCCCUCAAGAAACAUCAAAUUGUCUCAAGCACCCCACCAAUUUCUGUAACAGAAAAGGUGGCUGACAAUGAAACAGCAGUGAAGAUUUCUAGUACAGAGCCUGCAGGCUCCACUGAAAGCAAAAUGACAAAGUCCAGCCCUUUGAAAAUAACAUUGUUUUUAGAAGAGGAAAAAUCCUUAAAAGUAGCGUCAGACCCGGAGGUUGAACAGAAGACUGAAGUAGUACGUGAAGUUGAGAUGAGUGUGGACGACGAGGAUAUCAAUAGCUCCAGAGUCAUUAACGACAUCUUCAGUGAUGUCCUGGAGGAAGGGGCACUGGAUGUGGAAAGGAGCCAAGAGGAGAUGGACCAAGUGGGGGCAGAAAACAGUGAGGAGCAGGAAGAUGCCCUGAACAUCUCCUCAAUGUCUUUACUUGCUCCACUAGCUCAGACUGUCGGUGUGGUGGAUCUAGAGAAUGUAAUUGCUUCACCUAAAUCGGAAUUGAGAGACACGAGCCUAAGUGCCGAAAGUCCUAAACCAGGAAAAUUCCAGAGAACCCGUGUCCCUCGAGCCGAAUCUGGUGAUAGCCUCAGUUCUGAGGACAGGGACCUUCUUUAUAGCAUUGAUGCAUAUAGGUCUCAAAGAUUCAAGGAAACAGAACGCCCUUCCAUAAAGCAAGUGAUUGUUCGAAAGGAAGAUGUUACUUCAAAAUUGGGUGAAAAGAAUAAUGUCUUUUCUGGUCAAGUUAAUAUCAAACAAAAAAUGCAGGAGCUCAAUAAUGACAUAAAUUUGCAGCAGACAGUGAUCUAUCAGGCCAGUCAGGCUCUCAACUGCUGUGUUGAUGAAGAACAUGGGAAAGGAUCCCUGGAAGAAGCUGAAGCGGAAAGACUUCUUCUGAUUGCAACUGAGAAAAGAACACUUCUGAUUGAUGAACUGAAUAAGCUGAAGAGUGAAGGACCUCAGAGGAGAAACAAGGCCGGUGUCAUAUCCCAGAGUGAAUUUGUCCCAUCUAAAGGGUCAGUCACUUUGUCAGAAAUCUGCUUGCCUCUGAAGGCAGAUUUUGUCUGCAGCACUGCACAAAAACCAGAUGCAGCCAACUACUACUACUUGAUUAUGUUAAAAGCUGGGGCUGAGCAGAUGGUGGCCACCCCGCUAGCGAGUACUGCCAGCUCUCUCAGUGGUGAUGCGCUGACGUUUCCCACUACAUUCACUCUGCAUGAUGUUUCCAAUGACUUCGAAAUAAAUGUUGAAGUUUACAGCCUGGUGCAAAAGAAAGAUUCCUCAGGCCCCGAUAAGAAGAAGAAAGCAUCCAAGUCCAAGGCUAUUACUCCAAAGAGACUCCUCACAUCUAUAACUUCAAAAAGCAGCCUUCAUUCUUCAGUUAUGGCCAGUCCAGGAGGUCUCAGUGCUGUGCGCACCAGCAACUUUACCCUAGUUGGAUCUCACACACUGUCGUUAUCUUCUGUUGGAGACACCAAGUUUGCUUUGGACAAGGUACCUUUUUUAUCUCCAUUGGAAGGUCACAUCUGUUUAAAAAUAAGCUGUCAAGUGAAUUCAACUGUUGAGGAGAAAGGUUUUCUUACCAUAUUUGAAGAUGUUAGUGGCUUUGGUGCCUGGCAUCGAAGGUGGUGUGUUCUCUCUGGCAACUGUAUCUCUUACUGGACUUACCCAGAUGAUGAGAGGCGAAAGAAUCCCAUAGGAAGGAUAAAUCUGGCCAAUUGUAUCAGUCAUCAGAUAGAACCAGCCAACAGAGAAUUUUGUGCAAGACGUAACACUCUGGAAUUAAUUACUGUCCGACCACAAAGAGAAGAUGACCGAGAGACUCUUGUCAGUCAAUGCAGGGACACCCUCUGUGUCACCAAGAACUGGCUCUCUGCCGAUACUAAAGAAGAACGGGAUCUCUGGAUGCAGAAGCUCAACCAGGUUAUUGUUGAUGUUCGCCUCUGGCAGCCUGAUGCAUGCUACAAGCCUGUGGGAAAGCCUUAAACCAAGGGGGCUGCUAUACCAUGCCAGACUUUGCUAGCUGUGUCAAAAGUGUCUUAAGAAGACAUAGUUAGGAGCACCAGAUUUGCAAGUUGUAUUUUAUGCUUUAAAUAUAAAAGGGUAUGUGCAAAUAUUCACUACAUAUUAUGCAGUAUUUAUAUCUUUCCUAUGUAAAACUUCACCCAGUUUGUCUUGGAUUCAUACGUGUUUGACAGUAUAACUAUUCAUGAGAAUUGAUAUUCAUGCUAAAUAUAACAUUAAGAGCCUCAGUUGUAGAA
Messenger RNA from Grammomys surdaster, 3729 nucleotides. It is a transcript of the gene Anln, whose product is annotated as anillin actin binding protein. Bases 86 to 3454 code for a protein of 1122 amino acids. The record is from RefSeq and is a predicted model, not a curated record. The transcript is spliced from 24 exons. NCBI's taxonomy places the organism in Eukaryota, Metazoa, Chordata, Mammalia, Rodentia, Muridae. Gene Ontology annotation, biological process: actomyosin contractile ring assembly; mitotic cytokinesis; septin ring organization. Gene Ontology annotation, cellular component: actomyosin contractile ring.